AUGGCCAAGCAGCCCCCCGAGGUGAAGGCGCGACGCGACGGCGAGGGCGGGCGGCUGCCGGCGGCCGAGGGGCCGGGCCCGGGCGCGCAGCUGCGCCCCGGCGCUCCCGCCGCCCUGCCCGGGGCCGGCGCGGUGUCCGCGGCGCGGGGCCCGCCCGCCAGCCCCGGCCCCUUCGCCACCCGCUCGCCGCUCUUCAUCUUCGUGCGGAGGUCGCCGCUGCUGCCGCGCUCCUCCAGCGGGUACUUCUCGUUCGACGCCGAGCGCAGCCCCGCGCCCGCCCUGGGCUGCGACAAGGCCACGCAGACCCCCAGCCCGCCCUGCCAGGCGCUCAGCCACUGCCUCAGCGCCAUGGCUUCCCGGUGGCAAUCCCGCUCCCCGGCCGAGGAGGUGCAGCCGGAGAUCUGGAUCGCGCAGGAGCUGCGGCGCAUCGGGGACGAGUUCAAUGCCUCCUAUGGUCCACGCAGGGGGUUCUUGGAUCAGCAGGUGGGAAACCCCCAGGUGGUGAUCCUGCGCCUGCUGCGUUACAUCAUCCGCCUCAUCUGGAGGCUCCAGUGAGCUCCAGGCGCGUCCCGAGGAGCCACCAGGACUGAAUUCCCCGCUGGGAAAGCCCGGGAAGGACGGACACGUGGAUGGGUGUGGGGCUCCCACCCUGCCUCUCCCCCAGGACUCGUGGCAGGAUGAGGGUGGACAUCCCAUUCCCACCACAGAGUGCUGUUUACUCGGUGUUUCCCUCCACUCUUUUUAUUCCUUUUUUUUUUUCCAUUUUUUUUUUCUCCCCCUCCGAAAGAGUCUCAGCGAAAAUGUGGAAUCAUGUUUUGUCAUCGUUGCUGGAAUCCCGUGGGAUGAGCCCCACGGCAGGAAAGAGGGAAACCUGAGCCUCCUGAUGGGCAGAGCCACCGGAGUUUGCCUUGCAGAGGCUUGGAUUCCUCCCCUCUCCCUUUGCCUCCCAAAAAGGCUGGAAAAAGGGCAGAGGGAUUUAAUCAGCACUUCUUUUACCUGUAAAUACCUGAUGCUAUCCCAAAUCCAACUUCAUGUGCAUCAUGCAAAUCAGCCUAUUUCCUGCUGACUGAUUUUUGUUGUUUUUUUGGGUUUUGAUAUCUCCAUUUUUUAUUUUUGAUCCACUCUGAAUUUCAAGACUUCGCUGUCCAACUCCAGGGUCCAAACCAUCACAACCAACCAACCAAACCCCAAGCCACCAGGUUGCCUUUUUCUAAACAAGAAAAUCUUUCUAUAAAACGUGUGAAAACGCUUCUGUAGUGUCUGCUCUCAGCUGUGGGGGACUGAGCAGUCCAGCAAUAAAACCCUUCCGGAGGCAGGGAGCAGCUCCAGGACCUGCUGUGAGUCAGGGCUGUGCAAAGAGGAUUCCAAGAUUGUGUUUUCCUGGAUCCUCUCCGUGUUUUGGACGGGGAUGAGCACCUGGAUGCAGAUGGGAGGAUGCCAGCCCGCCAUGGAUCCAGCCAGGACGUUCCAAGGGGAUCUGACUGCUCUGUGUCUCCUCCCAGGUGCUCCGUGUCCCCUUGUCUCCAGGUGUUGCCGUUGUCUCCCAGCAGAUGUUUUUUGGGAUGGGCUGCUCUAGCCAUCCCAUAUCUAUGCACAAACGUCCCCCUUCCCUCAGGCUGGUGCAGGUGCUCCCCAAAAGCUCUGGGGACCACAGGAAGAGGAGAGAAGGAAAGCCCCAUCCCAAGCCCCUCCUUGGAGCGGUUCUUCCCGCAGGGAGAAGCUGCUGAGUGCCAUGGAUGAUAAUUAGUGUUAAUUAACGAUGGACAGAGCCCAGUGGGACCUCUGUGCACGGCUCUGUUGGAGCAGGGCCUCCCCUCCUGCUCCUGCAGGAGUUUUCACCUCGGUUGCCAAUUUUAUUCCCCUUUUUCCCUUGGAAGUGCAAGGUGAGCAGUGGCUGCAGGAGCAGGGAAUGUUUUGGGAAGGGCAUUUUGGAGCCCCUGGUUCAGAUAACGAGGGAGCCUGGCCAGGGCAGAUCCUGCUCCUCAUCCUUUGGGAUUUGCCUCUGGCUUUGGCUUCCUGUGGCUGUGCUGCCCCAGACAGCCCUACUGUAGCUGCCACCAGGGAUUUCCCAUGGAAUUCCACUGGAAAAAUUAAAAUUAAACGGAUAAAACUGAGCAACAGAGGUGGGAGGAACCCAGUGAGAUUUUUUUUUUUUUUGCUCCCAGUUGAGUUCCAUCAUUUCUGGUGGAUGAAAUGGUGCUUUGGGAUCUCCCAACCUUUGGCAUCCUGGAAUGUGUUCCCUUGGAGUACACCAAAGAAUCACCAAAGAGCACUUUACCCCAUCCUCCCAUGGAGACAAAAAGCAGAUUCAUUUUAAUGGAAAAAAAAAUAUAAAUAAAUUCACGCUAUUGGCAAAGUCUCCCAGGGCCUUCUCCACAGGAGGAGCCCCCAGCCAAAAAUCAUAGGAAAAGGAACCCUCAAAAAGCAGGAUUCCUGUGAGGUUUAGUGGGAAAAAGCUCCCCCAAAAAGCCUCAAAACAGAAGAAUGCUAUAAAAUAGGGAUUUCUGCUCCUUUCAGCCAUGUUGGCUGCCUGCUCUGGGUCGUGUCUAAGCCUGUGCUCUGUGUUGCACCAAAAGGAUGAAGAGUUUUCCUUGGAAACCAGAUUGGUCCCCUUCUCGCUUCUCCUCUUUCCCACCAAACUGUAAAUACCCAAAUAUUUAUUAGAGUAGAGCACCAUAUUAUUUUCAUCAUCUGAGCCAAAUAUCUGUGUGCAAUGUACUCCCUCUCCUUUCUCUCCUGUAAGUUUUGUACAGCUUAGAAAUACUUAAAAAAAAAUCUGAAAAAAAUAACAACAAAAAAAAAAUCCUGUUUUUUUUCUACACUUUUUUAGAGUUGAAUUGGUAAAUACUGUAGGUCCUUUUUUUGUUUGGGUUUUUUUUUUCUGUGUAAUUAAUGCACUCUACUGUUUAAUGCUGUAACUUGUAGAAAUGUUGUAUAUUUAUUUCCUGCUUAUUUAAGUUCCUGUGAAGAUUUGGUUUCCUCCCUGCCAGAAGUGUUGGAUCCCCUUCCAAAGCCAUCGUGGUGUGGAUAACAAGAUUUUAAUUUUUUUUUUUCCUUCUCCAAGUGCCUAAGUCCCCACUUCCCAGGAGUGAUUUAGGCACAUCAAAGACUUCAGCAUUAGUGAAAUUCAGUGGGAAUUAGGAAUUUGGCUCCUCCAGCCCCCUGGGAUUGCUCCAGCCAGGUUUUCCUGGAGCAGAAAUCCCGUGGGAUCGCGUGAAUCACUAAAUCGUGUCGCAGGACCCAGCGUAUGUAGCAUUUUUGACUGCAAUUUCCCUGCCUUCCUUGUGUUUUGCACUGAUGAAUUUUGGACAGGGUAAUUGCCACUUUACUUGUGCAAUACUGCUGUAAAUAAUCGCAAGAGCCUUGGUUUUUUUUGGGGGGGGGGUGGUUUU
This is a messenger RNA of Catharus ustulatus (Swainson's thrush), 3392 nucleotides long. It is a transcript of the gene BCL2L11, whose product is annotated as BCL2 like 11. The record is from RefSeq and is a predicted model, not a curated record. Gene Ontology annotation, biological process: meiosis I. Lineage: Eukaryota; Metazoa; Chordata; Aves; Passeriformes; Turdidae. The transcript is spliced from 3 exons. The coding region runs from base 1 to 555 and encodes 184 amino acids.